This is a messenger RNA of Saprolegnia diclina VS20, 710 nucleotides long. RefSeq lists its product as hypothetical. The transcript has 2 exons. Lineage: Eukaryota; Oomycota; Saprolegniomycetes; Saprolegniales; Saprolegniaceae. The record is from RefSeq and is a predicted model, not a curated record. Bases 82 to 681 code for a protein of 199 amino acids.
UCCGCUGCUGAUAGCAACCGUGCGAGGAAGAAUAAGCUCCAACGUUUCGGCAGCUUCGAGAAUCAAAGAAUUCCUCGUAUCAUGCUGCGGGUUCUUCUCGCGCUGGCGGUGGUCGCGACGGCGCUCGAGGUACCUGGCGCCUUCUGGAGCAACCGGUUUGCAGUGCACGAGAAUGCCACGUCCAACGCAGUCGCGGCCAUCGCAACCGAGCUGCUCGCCGAUCUCAAUGCCACGUCACUGCCCGACGUCCUGCCGCUACUGUCGCCGCUCUUGCGCGGCAGCCCCAUCGUCUUUGGCGACGGAGUCGCUUCGAUCGACGCGACGACCCUUCGGCUCUCGGUGGCCAAGUCACUAUUGCUGCUGCCGAGUCUCCGCGCCCCGUCCGCUCUGCACCGCGCCUAUGUCGAAGUCCACAUCGGGCUUUGGCAGACCCCGGGACCCGACGACGGGACGACCUUUAUGGUGCAGCAUAGCUACGUGCAGCUCCUCCUUGAUCUCUGGGCCAUGGCGUCCUACACGCAGCAGGCAGAGCUCCGGCAUGCGCUCAUGCGGUGUGCGGAUGCGUCAUGGCAGCAGCUGCGGACGACGCAUUUGACGCCGUGGGCACUCGUGCACUACAAGCACCUCCGCUCGACAAUCCUCUGCGAGCUUUUCGCUCUCGGAUUGGAUCCCGCGUCGUAAGACCAAAUGGAAUAGUGUCGUGUCUCAGA